Messenger RNA from Saccharomyces mikatae IFO 1815, 2523 nucleotides. RefSeq names its product putative ATPase (gene IRC5). NCBI's taxonomy places the organism in Eukaryota, Fungi, Ascomycota, Saccharomycetes, Saccharomycetales, Saccharomycetaceae. Gene Ontology annotation, molecular function: DNA binding; ATP-dependent chromatin remodeler activity; ATP binding. The coding region runs from base 1 to 2523 and encodes 840 amino acids. Gene Ontology annotation, cellular component: nucleus. The record is from RefSeq and is a predicted model, not a curated record. The transcript has a single exon.
AUGACUGUUAUUGAAGACACCAUGGGGGCCAGAGUGGCUGCAAGGACCAGAAAUAUGAAAAGCAGCAGUAAUUACAGGGAGAAGGAAGUAGACGAUAUGACUGCGGACAUUCUAGAUUCAGAAGAUGACGACAGUAAAAAAGGCAACGACAAAAAUGAUGAUGCCCCCGUAUGGUUACAAGACGACGUUCGUUCAGACGAAGAUAUUGAGCUGAACUCAGAGGACGAUUCCGACACAGAAGCCAUCCAAGCCCAAAUGGUGGAUACAUUGAGUAAAGACACGAAGUCAGAGCAAAGUUCCUUGGACACUGAAUUGUCUGAAAUGGAUACUAAGACCGUUUCUCUAAAAUUGAAGAAAUUGAACGAGUUCGUGAGGCAAAGUCAAGUAUAUUCCAGUAUCAUCGCAGAUACUUUACUACAAAAAUCCAAUGAGGUUGCUAAUUCUAAUAUCAAAGAUGGUGACGACAUCAGUAGUCAAGAACAGCCUUCCAAAAGACAUAAAACAAAAAAAAAAUCAAUAACAGAUUUUUUCAAAAAGCAGAAAAAGGAUGAAAAUAUCGCCACUCCACAGAAUUCUUCAGAUGAUAUAGCCGUAAAACAACCUCGUCUGGUGAGAAACUGCACUUUAAAACCUUAUCAAUUAGAAGGCCUCAACUGGCUGAUUACUCUCUAUGAAAAUGGUCUCAAUGGAAUCCUCGCUGAUGAAAUGGGUCUUGGUAAAACUGUUCAAAGUAUUGCUCUUUUAGCGUUCAUAUAUGAAAUGGAUACAAAGGGCCCAUUUCUGGUGGCUGCACCUUUAAGUACCCUAGAUAAUUGGAUAAACGAAUUUGCAAAAUUCGCACCUGACCUACCAGUUUUGAAAUAUUAUGGGGCCAAUGGUUAUAAAGAACGUUCCACAAAGUUGAAAAACUUCUUUAAGCUACAUGGUGGCACGGGAGUCAUUAUUACAUCAUAUGAAAUUAUUCUAAGAGAUACUGAUUUGAUCAUGAGUCAAAAUUGGAAGUUUUUAAUAGUCGAUGAAGGCCACCGUUUAAAAAAUAUAAAUUGCAGGCUCAUCAAAGAAUUGAAGAAAAUCAAUACUUCGAACAGACUGUUGCUGACAGGAACACCUUUACAAAAUAAUCUGGCCGAAUUAUGGUCACUUUUGAAUUUCAUCAUGCCUGAUAUUUUUGCCGAUUUCGAAAUAUUUAAUAAAUGGUUUGAUUUUGACAGUUUAAACUUAGAAUCCGGUUCAAACUCUGAGGCAUUAAAUAAGCUAAUCAACGAUGAAUUACAGAAGAAUUUGAUUUCAAAUUUGCACACAAUUCUAAAACCAUUUCUUUUGAGAAGGUUGAAAAAAGUUGUUCUGGCAAAUAUUCUACCCCCAAAGAGGGAAUAUAUUAUAAAUUGCCCAAUGACAGUGGUACAGAAAAAAUUCUACAAAGCAGGAUUGAAUGGAAAGCUAAAGAAAACUUUGUUUAAGGAACUGAUCAAAGACUUUUUCACUUUGAAUGAUGACUAUAUUGGUCACAUUUCAAACCGAUCCAUAAGAGAUUUUAUUGACUUUAAACUAUCCAGUAAUGAAAGUUCUAAUACAGACAAUAAAAUCAAUUCUACUUUGUUACAAAUGGACAAAUUAUAUAAGGAAAAUCUGCAGGUCGAAAUAUCAAAUAAAAAGUUACAGAACAUGAUGAUGCAACUAAGGCAAAUAAUUGACUCAACCUUUUUGUUUUACUUUCCAUACUUACAUCCAGAGGAUUUGACUUUGGAGAAUCUUUUAAAGACAUCUGGAAAAUUACAAACAAUACAAAGGUUAAUUCCCCCAUUAAUUUCUGAAGGGCACAAGGUACUGAUCUAUUCUCAGUUUGUGAACAUGCUUGACUUGAUUGAAGAUUGGUGCGAUUUAAACUCGUUCGCGUCAUUUCGAAUUGAUGGUUCAGUAAAUAAUGAAACAAGAAAGGCUCAGUUAGAGAAAUUUAAUAGCUCGAAAGAUAAACACAAGAUUUUUCUGUUAUCCACAAGAGCCGCAGGUUUGGGUAUCAACCUAGUCGGGGCAGAUACAGUGGUCCUGUUUGAUAGUGACUGGAACCCACAGGUAGACUUACAAGCCAUGGACAGGUGUCACCGUAUUGGUCAAGAAUCACCAGUUAUAGUAUACAGAUUGUGUUGCGAUAAUACUAUUGAACAUGUUAUAUUAACUCGAGCAGCUAAUAAGCGGAAUUUGGAAAGAAUGGUUAUUCAAAUGGGAAAGUUUAACAGCCUGAAAAAACUGGCGUUAAAUGAAGGUUCAUUUCUGAAGGCAAACAAAGUGGGUGUUAAUGUCACUAAUAAAGACUUAGUGCAAGAAUUAUCUAUGCUUUUAAUGAGUAACGAAUCCAGUAUUGGGUUCAAAAGUGAGAGACAGAAAGAAGAUAACUCUACUGAGGGCCAACUAACUGAUAAAGAGAUCGAGGAACUAACUGAUAGAUCACUUGAAGCAUACAAGACUAACAGGGUGGUAAAUCUACCCCACGUUAGGCUAUUUGAAACCACUUCCGGUUUUUAG